Molecule: messenger RNA, 876 nt
Organism: Musa acuminata subsp. malaccensis (wild Malaysian banana)
Lineage: Eukaryota; Viridiplantae; Streptophyta; Magnoliopsida; Zingiberales; Musaceae
Biological process (GO): endoplasmic reticulum to Golgi vesicle-mediated transport; regulation of GTPase activity
Cellular component (GO): TRAPP complex; cis-Golgi network; trans-Golgi network
Source: RefSeq, a predicted model, not a curated record
UCGCUAGCGAUCCUCAUCACAGAGGAGAAAUUAGAGAGAGGGAUAAAAGGCGAAGAAGAAGGGGAGAAAGAGAGGAGGGCGGAGGAUGGGAAGGGAGGUGGCAGAGAGCUGCAUCGACGGCGUGAUCAUCGAGAUGGUGUCGGCUUACUGCAAGCGGUUCUACGCCACCAAGCCGGAGCUCGCCGCCCGCCGGAUCGAGGCGAUCGGGUACCAGGUCGGCCACCAGCUCAUCGAGAGGUACACUGUGGAGCGCCCUCGAUUCAGCGAUCAUCUAGAGGCAAUCAAAUUUAUAUGCAAGGAUUUCUGGUCGGAGCUGUUCAAGAAGCAGAUUGAUAACCUGAAGACCAACCACAGAGGAACCUUUGUGCUGCAAGAUAAUAGAUUCCGUUGGCUUACGCGUGUAUCAAUUGAUCCAUCAUUGGAUAUCAGUGAAGCAUCUCAGGACUCUUCAGUUGUGACACCCGAAAACAAAGCUGCUGAGGCCACAAGCAUGCAUCUAUAUUUCCCAUGUGGAAUCAUAAGGGGAGCCCUAUCGAAUUUGGGAAUUCCCUGUGCCGUUUCCGCCGAUAUAUCCAACCUUCCUGCAUGUUCAUUUGUGGUACGGGUAAAAGCUUAGAUAUUGCGUCGAAAGGAAGGAGAUGGGAAGGCUGUUUGUGGUCAUCAAGGAGAUGUUGCUGCUAUAUUUUUCACCGAAAUUGCUGCUCUGCCGUGUGCUUGUGACCGUUCUCUCUACUUUCUUGCUUUUGCCAAUAGGGUAUUCUUUUUUUUGUCGAAUGGUAAGAGUACAAUUUUCUUUGCUGGACAUACUGUGGUUGCAGAAAUUUGUGUCUGGACAUGGCUGUUAAUGUCUAAUGAUGGCACUUUUGGGUUUUAUCA